This is a messenger RNA of Pieris brassicae (large cabbage white), 1765 nucleotides long. It is a transcript of the gene NGR-A27, whose product is annotated as neuropeptides capa receptor. Gene Ontology annotation, cellular component: plasma membrane. Gene Ontology annotation, molecular function: neuromedin U receptor activity. The transcript is spliced from 8 exons. NCBI's taxonomy places the organism in Eukaryota, Metazoa, Arthropoda, Insecta, Lepidoptera, Pieridae. Gene Ontology annotation, biological process: neuropeptide signaling pathway. The coding region runs from base 255 to 1583 and encodes 442 amino acids. The record is from RefSeq and is a predicted model, not a curated record.
ACGUAUCGAAAGCUGGCAUUCGCGUUUCACUAACUUUACGUGCAAUGGCCUUUUACUUAUAUUUAUUAUAUAUUUCAUAUAAUAUAUAAUUUACAAUAUACAUAUAUAUAUUAUAACAGCCAAAAUUAAAUUUAUAUGUAGUAUUAUUAUACAUAUAAGUAUAAUCCUCUACAAUCCAAAAACUAUCACAGUGUCGGCACCACCAACGUAUAUUAGUGGAUUAAUUAGGAUAUUAAUUGUGUUAAGUGGCCACAAUGGAGUUUCUACGCGCGAACGAAUCCGUAGAGGACUUUUACAUGCGAUGUACGAACCUGACCGUGUUCGACUGUAGUGAAGAAGAAAUGCUAUGGUGCACGAUGGGGCCAAGGCGACUUCCACUGUCGAGAAUAAUACCGAUCACAGUCUUUUUGUUGGUGAUAUUUCUGACUGGUGUCAUAGGAAACGUGGCAGUGUGCGUGGUGAUAGUACGACACCCGGCGAUGCAUACAGACACCAAUUACUACCUCUUUAGCUUGGCCUUGAGCGAUCUUCUCUUAUUGCUAUUUGGCCUGCCAAAUGAUCUUUCCGUGUACUGGCAUCAGUAUCCAUACAGCUUGGGCGUCGUAUUUUGCAAACUUCGUGCUCUGAUAUCUGAAGCGGCCUCCUACGUCUCCGUCCUAACGAUUGUCGCCUUCACCUUAGAGCGCUAUUUGGCAAUUUGUCAUCCGCUGCAUAUCUACGCCGUAGCAGGACUGCGACGGGCCUUAAGGAUUGUGCUAGCUUUGUGGGCUCUGUCUCUGCUGGCCGCCGCACCUUUUGCACACUACACCACUGUCAACUACCACGAGUAUCCACCAGCAUCUGGCAAUGCAUCUUCGGAGUCUGCGUUCUGCGCCAUGCUGGAGCUGCCUUCAUGGUACAUUUGCGAGCUGAGUAGCUUCUUCUUUUUUAUUCUGCCCGGCCUCGUCAUCCUCUGUCUGUACGUGAGAAUGGGUUUGCGCAUUAGGUAUGUCAUGGGGACCACACACACCCACAACCCUGGCAGCCCGGGUACUUUAAAUGGAGUAAAUGGAAGCGUUCACGGCGAAGCGAGGCAGGCGCAGUCUAGGAAGAACAUAAUACGAAUGCUUGCGGCCGUAGUGAUAGCAUUCUUCGUGUGCUGGGCCCCAUUCCACUUCCAGCGUCUGUUCUUUAUCUACGGCAGCAGCGCGGCGCACUACCACACCGUUAACGAGUAUCUAUUUCUGGCAGCUGGAGUAUUCUACUACAUAUCUGCUACUGUCAACCCUAUUCUCUACAAUAUUAUGAGUCACAGAUAUCGGAUUGCGUUUAAGGAGACUCUCUGCUGUCGCAAGGUUCGACGCAAGAAGAGCCGUUAUAGAGACACCUCCAGUGUCCGUGAGACAGUGGUUAAUCACACUUCGGAAGGUACCCAACUAGUUCGCGUGCGAUCCCAAAGUCACGAGAGGCGUUCUCGUACGGAGCGCCCGCGUCGCAAUAGUUACUACGGAGCGGAGCCCUGCACACACGACCGCUGCAAGGACCGAAGAUCCAACGGUGUCUGGAAGGCUCACGAGCACAGGGAGUACCGAUUUGCUGAUUAAUUCAUCUAUAACGUCGAUGUCGAGACGAUUACAUUGUAAUUGUUUGUGUCUUUUAUAUUAUUAUAUAUACUAUUUGUCUCAGAGAUAUUGUAUUUAUGUAAAAACAACUGUAUAGCACAUAUUAGCGGAAAUAUUCACCUUUGUCUGAAAGAUUAUUAAAAUUAAUUAGAUAUAUUUGACAU